CACGAGGUGUGUGUGUGUGAGAAAGAGUGCGUGACCGUCAAAACUUUAAUUACCGCGAUGAUCUGACGCUUCGCUUUCACCAAAACACGCCGAAGUAAGAGGAGGAGGCGGAGAGUGGCGCGUUUACGAGCUGGAUUCACCGCGGAAAUCAGCGAAUCUGAGCGAUAACCGACAACUAACUUGGUCACAAGUGAGCCCGGACACAUCCUCAAACAUCGCUGCCAGGUUAUUUACAUGAAUUCAAAAUCAACUGACCAGUGAUUGCUGGAAGCUGGGGAUUGAGUCUUUCAGUUUUUAAUCCCACACGCUGACAUGGAGGGCUUUCUACGUAGCAGCUUUUUACUGAGCAGAGUCAUGUCUUCUAAGCAAGCCACAUCUCCUUUUGCCUCCGUGGUCGAUGGGGAUGACGCCAUGAAUCAAGAACACUUGUCUUGGGAGAAAGAGGAGAGUGCCGAGGCCCACGGUACGCCACAGCUGCCCCUGCACAGUCUGCUCCAUGGGAAAGCCCAUCCUGAUGAAGUGCAGCAGCUCAGCAGCAUACCGCCAGAGAGCGACUGGGACACCCUGGUGUCAGCCCAGCAGCGCAUGGAAUCUGACAGCAAUAAAGUAUGUUCUCUGUACUCCUUCCGGAACAAUUCUACUUCCCCACAUAAGCCCGAGGAGGGGGCCCGGGAGCGAAGUGACCUGCUGAGCGGAUCAGCGUUUGGAACUCCGGAGCGCCGCAAAGGAAGCCUGGCAGAUGUAGUGGACACGCUGAAGCAGAAGAAGCUGGAGGAGAUGACAAAGACAGAGCAAGACGAAUCUUCAUGCAUGGAGACACUCCUUUCUAAAGAAUGGAAAGAGAAGAUGGAGAGGCUCAACACCAGUGAACUUUUAGCAGAUGUAAAAGGUACUCCAGAGAGCCUGGCAGAGAAGGAACACCAGCUCUCCACAAUGAUCACCCAGCUCAUCAGCCUGCGUGAGCAGCUCCUGGCUGCCCACGACGAACAGAAGAAGCUUGCCGCCUCACAGAUGGAGAAACAGAGGCAGCAAAUGGAGUUAGCUCGUCAGCAGCAGGAGCAGAUUGCAAGACAACAGCAGCAGCUUCUGCAGCAGCAGCACAAAAUCAACCUCCUCCAGCAGCAGAUCCAGGUCCAGGGUCACAUGCCUCCGCUCAUGAUCCCCAUUUUUCCACACGACCAACGCACUCUGGCAGCAGCCGCCGCCGCCCAGCAAGGCUUUCUCUUCCCCCCGGGAUUGUCUUACAAGCCAGGUGAUAACUACCCGGUGCAGUUCAUUCCAUCCACAAUGGCAGCUGCAGCAGCGUCAGGACUCAGCCCCCUCCAGCUUCAGCAACUGUAUGCGGCCCAGCUUGCCAGCAUGCAGGUCUCUCCUGGAGCCAAGAUGCCUCCGCUCCCCCAGCCCCUCAAUGCGAGUGGGCCCAUUUCUCCCUCCUCUCUGAAGAAUGACAAGAGUUCCUCCAGCCCCAUCACUCAAGUCAAGGAGGAAGGAACACAGCCGCUCAACUUGUCUGCUCGGCCAAAGACGACAGAACUGGUGAAAUCCCCCUCAUCCCCGACACAAAACCUGUUCUCUGGCAGCAAAAACAGCGCCAACAGUUUCAUGGGCAAGGGAGGCAUCACCAACCCACUCGGCGGAGGCCUGGGACGGGGCUCAUCUCUGGAUAUUCUGUCCAGCCUAAACUCUACUGCGCUGUUCGGGGACCAGGACACGGUGAUGAAGGCCAUCCAGGAGGCUCGGAAAAUGAGGGAGCAGAUCCAGAGGGAACAGCUGCAACAUCACCAGCAGGGCAUGGAGGCGAAGCUGUCCGCCCUCAGUUCAGUGGGCCUCAACAACUGCAGAGUCGACAAGGAGAGGGCACAUUUUGACAGCAUUGGCCACCACCUCGGGAAGCUGGGUGAGGAUGGGAAGAUCGGCCACAGAGUUAUUGACCUCACCAGGCCAGAGGACCUAGAUGGAGGCGCUGGAUCCACCGAGGCACGAGUCUUUAGGGAAUCUCGAGGAAGGAACAGCAACGAACCUCACAUCAAAAGGCCGAUGAACGCGUUCAUGGUGUGGGCCAAGGAUGAGCGGCGCAAGAUCCUCCAGGCCUUCCCCGACAUGCACAACUCCAACAUUAGCAAAAUCUUGGGUUCUAGGUGGAAGUCCAUGACUAACCAGGACAAGCAGCCAUACUACGAGGAGCAGGCCCGUCUGAGUAAGCUCCACCUAGAGAAGUACCCAAACUACAAGUACAAGCCGCGGCCUAAGAGAACCUGCAUUAUUGACGGAAAAAAACUCCGCAUUGGCGAGUACAAGCAGAUGAUGCGGUCAAGGCGACAAGAAAUGAGGCAGUUCUUCACUGUGGGACAGCCACCUCAGCUUCCCAUCACAACCAGCGCCAGUAUGGUCUAUCCCGGGGCCAUCACCAUGGCAACCACCACGCCCUCACCUCAGAUGACAUCGGAGUGCUCUAGUGCCUCGGCGAGUCCCGAGCCGACCAUUCCUGUCAUCCAGACCACCUACAACAUGAAGCUAGAGCCCAACACCAUGGCGAACAACAGCGCGCCAGUCAAUGGCGAGGACGAGAUGGACAUGUACGAGGAUUUCGAGGAUGAGCCCAAAUCAGACUAUAGCAGUGAAAAUGACACUCAAGAGCCAGUCAACGCCAACUGAGACCUCUUUGAUGGAGGAGGCCAAUGCAGACACAACACUUACACAGGAGGACGCCCAUAGGGCUGGUCUGAUCUGAGGGAGGGAAAGAGCAUAAGGAAAAAAAAACAAAAAAAAAACACCACACAAGGAUGUUUAAAAAAAAAAAAUAAUGAUGUAUCAUUUAGGAGCCAGCAUGCAGAUGUGGCUUCAUCAGAAUCAAAAGCUAUUUGGUCUUAAGUGUUUCUUCAUGUGUGUGAAGCAGUUUGGUUGUGGUAGAUUUUUUUUUCUGUCAUUGUUUAUGUUUUCAUUGUGAUCAUAGACAUUUACACAAUUAGGUUAAUGCCUAGAACAAAAUACAGAACUUGAAAUUGAACAUUUGAUAUUUGACAUAUAUACAUCAAAUAUCAAUAUUUGGUGUAAGAUUUGAACUCUUAACAGUCACUUACCUUGUUUGUCUCUUCAAUUAGAUGAUUUUGAUAUAUGAUGUAACUGUUCAAAAUGGGAAUAAUAUACUCACUCAGGUAUAGUGUGCCAGCCAACAGCUUGUGAAUGUUUUAAAUCAAGAGUAAAAUAUUACCAGUACAAAAUAUCUCAAAAUUCAUAUCGGAUGAUGCCAAUUUAUUACAGAGGGAAAUUAUUAAUAUUAUUAUUAUUAUUAUUAUUAAUGUUUUCAUUGAUUGUUAUUACACAAAAUUUAGUGCUGAGGUGCCAAACAUUUCAAGUUGUUUCUAAAAUCGGUAAAGUCUUUUGAGGGUCUUAGACAAUCUCUUGAUCUCUUAAUGCAGCUUAAUUAUCCAGUCUUUCUUUAAUUUACCCAAACAGAACAAACAAAUCAAACUCAGGAACUUGGAAGCAAAAGGCUGGGAGGUUACAAUAUGUGACAUCUCUGGUUGGUAGCUUGUGACGCUAGCUGUCCUCCAGGGAGCCCAAUGCAGUGAUCAUCAAUGAAACCGGCCAGCCCUUUCAUUUCCUCAUCCCAGUCCACACACAGAGAGCACUGUGGCAUCCUUCACUCAUUUCCAGCUCUGCAGCCCAGUCUGACUUACCAAGUUCUUAAUCAGAGCGAUUGUAAUCAGGCCAGGAUGCUAAAGGGCCAAAGGCCUCCAAUCUGUGGGAUUGGAACAGCAGUGAAAGGCAGCUUUGGGGGCAUUACAAUCUCAAAUUGAUGUUGUACAAUGUGUAGCUACAGUAUGUUCUGAUAAACGCUUUAGCCCCAUUUGGACAGCAAGUUUAAAGUCUUAGGUCUGAGAACUUCUUUUUUUUUUUCCAAUCUUAAUUCUUUUUAGACAUUGUAAAUCUUAAACUGACACUAAGAAGUCUUAAAGUAGAGCACAGUCAUUAGGUUGAUGCAAUAAGUUGAUUACUGAAGCAGUCUUAAAAGAAGUGACAGUUUAUGAGGAUCACCCUAAAAUCAUGUUUCCUAAAUUGCCUUGUCACGCGACAGGUAACUUAGCAAAUGCACUUAAAAUUAAUUCUCACUCUGUCACCUUUGAGCCUUAUUUUUUCAUUUCUAAUAAACUCAUCAGCUUUUGUAAUGCACUUAUCGUGACAUGCAACGACUCAGAAACAACAAGAACAAAGUCUCUCCUAAUUUCAGCAAAAAGCUGACAAGCGGUGACCUUCUGGAGCCUGCAGUUAGAUAAAGCUCCUCUAGCGGUCAGGGCCUUGAUGUUGCGACUCAGAUCCUCUUUACGGGGCAUAAGGUCUAAGUGGCUCCCCUCCCUGCCAUGCCCUGCUCUGACCCCUGCCUGUGGCAACCUCAGCACCCAGGGGGCGCCAUCUGGCUCAGAGAAGAAGAAAACACCAGGGAGGGAUGGGAAACAAUAAAAAUGGGGUGUGUGUCACUCAUUGUGCUCUCCAUCAAAGUGCUGGAAGUAAGGCUUCAACAGGGAUCCCACCCCGGUCCAAUCACCAGGCACUGGCGAGCAGAUGGAACAAGUACAUCAAGCUGUGGGGGAUUAUUAAAAUGACUGACGACUGGGUAUCAUCUGAAAUACAACAUUAUUAAUGCAUGAGUCCAGCUAUUCCCCUCCCUUGCCCUUGAACCCGUCAAUUUGAGCAGGAACGCAGAGCUUUUUGAAGGAUCUGAAUGGCUGGUCAGUGUAUUUAACUAGUUGAGAUCCCCACUGCUGGUCACUGCAUUUUUCUCCUAUAGCUAUAAUUGGUACAGAUGGUUCUUUAUAUCACUUUAGCACUGUUAUCUUCUGUACUCUCAUCGUCAAAACCCGUUCAGAGCUGGCUUGCAUUGUUCCUACUUUUUGGAAGCAUUUAUAUUAAGGCUUGUAGGUUUUUGUUUUUUGAACACCUCAACAAUUAACAAUUCCAUUUUUUUUUUCACAUCCCAUCUUUUCUACAUUGUUCUCAUUUUGAGGUACAAAACAUUUGAAGAACGCUCUCCUACAAACAAACAAACCCAAGUGGAUUUCCCUCCAAGUCAACCUGUUUAGUAUUUUCAAGCUGUUUGCUCCUGUUUGCUGUUGGUUAGAUUGAUUUGUAUGUGAUUGUAAAUAUUUUAAUGACCAUGCCACAUUGCUUUAGUUGGCUGAUAGUUAUCAAGGACUCUUCACGGAACUGAAACUUGACUGUGCUUAUACGGCAAAAAAAAAGACAAAAAAAUGAAAGAAAAAAAUGACAACAAGAACUCACAUGGAGACAAUGUUUCAUAAGUGUUAUAAGCACUGGAUAGAAAUUGUAUUUUUAUCAAUUCUGAUUAAUGUGAAGCUGUUUGAGGAAAAAAAAAACACCAAGAAUGAACAAAAUCCCCCAGUUUGACUCAAGUGGGUUUGCUCUCACAGUUGCCAUAUUUGAGUCUUUUUUUUUCGUACAUAUUUUGUUUAUUUAUGCAAAGACACGUAUGAUGAAUGAACACUUUCUCUAAGCUUCAUGGCUGCCAAGGGGAGACACUCAGCACAAGGAAGCGAGCAGAAAAUUCAACAGCAGGCUCGGUCAGCCGCGAAACACCAGACUUCAGUGCAUCGUAUAUUGUAUUUGAAACUGUAGAGCAUCAACAUAUUGUAUUUAUUAUUAGCCGCUGCUGGCUCUAAAAUUGUCAGUUAAACAAGAACAACACGGACAAUCAUAGUCA
Molecule: messenger RNA, 5719 nt
Organism: Paralichthys olivaceus (Japanese flounder)
Lineage: Eukaryota; Metazoa; Chordata; Actinopteri; Pleuronectiformes; Paralichthyidae
Source: RefSeq, a predicted model, not a curated record